This is a messenger RNA of Lachancea fermentati, 1368 nucleotides long. The record is from the annotation of a GenBank genome assembly. Lineage: Eukaryota; Fungi; Ascomycota; Saccharomycetes; Saccharomycetales; Saccharomycetaceae.
AUGCUUUUGAGGGCGCUACCAAACAAAUCAAUCCUGAGACAUUAUGCCACCAAAUUGGAUGUUUUAGGGGUAUUGAGAGAAAGGGGACUGAUUGCUCAGGUGUCAGAACCUAGAAGUCUACUUGAACGGAAACUAGAACGUGGGGAAAAGAUUAAGCUAUAUUGCGGAGCAGAUCCGACCGCCAAAUCACUUCACUUGGGGAAUCUUUUACCGCUCAUGGUACUUUUACACUUUUACGUUUGUGGUCAUGAUAUUGUAACACUUGUUGGUGGUGCUACUGGAAUGGUGGGUGAUCCUAGUGGUCGUAAAACCGAGCGUGACGCUCUUUUAGAUGCCACUCGUCUCGACAAUAUUUCGAGAAUUAACAAGCAGUUUUCCAAUUUCUUUCGAAACGCAGUCAAUUCUUACAAACAAAAGUUCCCAGAUUCUGAAGUUAACAAUGGUUCAUGUGCUCAUGUGAACAAUUAUGAUUGGUGGCAGAACGUUAAAAUGUUGGAUUUCUUGGCAAACUAUGGAAAGCACAUUCGUAUCCAGUCGAUGUUAGUGCGCGAUUCAAUCUCUUCACGGCUUGAAGCUAGAGAUGGCCUUGGUUUUAAUGAGUUCACUUAUCAAAUAUUGCAGGCUUACGAUUUUUACCACUUGUACGAAAACGAAGAUGUCACUGUUCAAAUUGGAGGAAAUGAUCAAUGGGGCAACAUAACAGCUGGUAUUGACUUGAUUGGAAGAAUUGCUACAAACACAAAAAAUCCCCCAUUUGGUAUUACUGUGCCACUUUUAACUACUUCAACGGGCGAAAAAUUUGGAAAAAGUGCCGGAAACGCUGUCUUUAUUGACCCCGAAAUCAAUACACCUUAUGACAUGUAUCAAUUCUUUGUCAACACUACUGAUGCGGAUGUGGGUAGAUUUAUGAAGAUUUUUACGUUUAUACCUCUUGAUGAAAUUGAACAUGCGGUAAGCAGCCAUCUCCAGUGUCCACAUUUGCGUCAAGGCCAAAGACUCCUUGCUCGUGAAGUCGUCAACCUCGUUCAUGGUCCUGGCAAAGGUGAUGAUGCAGAAAUGGUUUCUGAUGUUUUAUUUGGCAGGAAUUGCAGCGGUAUCACAGGAGAUGAGCUGGUCAGAGUUUUUCGAGAAGCAGGAGUUUUAUUAGAAUGCUCUAGACAUUCCACACUCACAGAAAUCUUGAUUGAAUUGGCCCAGUGUUCAAAAUCAGAAGCGAAAAGACGUAUCAAGCAAGGCAGCAUUUAUUUGGGCCCAGAAAGGACAAAGGUCGUCGACGAAGUUAGUUCUUUAGACCCUUAUGUCAUUGAUGGAAAAGUCCUCAUAUUGAGAUUCGGUAAACAAAAGUGCUUUGUUUUGAAACUAUGCUGA